This is a messenger RNA of Manacus vitellinus (golden-collared manakin), 607 nucleotides long. Its product is annotated as thimet oligopeptidase-like. The transcript has 4 exons. NCBI's taxonomy places the organism in Eukaryota, Metazoa, Chordata, Aves, Passeriformes, Pipridae. Gene Ontology annotation, biological process: peptide metabolic process; proteolysis. Gene Ontology annotation, molecular function: metalloendopeptidase activity. Bases 23 to 607 code for a protein of 194 amino acids. Gene Ontology annotation, cellular component: mitochondrial intermembrane space. The record is from RefSeq and is a predicted model, not a curated record.
CCGGCAGAUCUCGGUGGCCGCCAUGGUGGCCAACUUCACCAAGCCCACGCCGGACGCCCCUUCCCUGCUGCAGCACGACGAGGUGGAGACGUACUUCCAUGAAUUCGGGCACGUCAUGCACCAGCUGUGCUCCCAGGCCGAGUUUGCCAUGUUCAGCGGGACACACGUGGAGAGGGACUUCGUGGAGGCCCCGUCCCAGAUGUUGGAGAACUGGGUGUGGGAGAAGGAGCCGCUGCUGCGCAUGUCCAGGCACUACAAAACGGGCAGCCCCAUCCCGGAUGAGCUGCUGGAGAAGCUCAUUAAAUCCCGGCAGGCGAACACGGGGCUCUUCAACCUGCGCCAGAUCGUCCUGGCCAAGGUGGACCAGGCGCUGCACACCCAGACCAAGGCCGACCCUGUGGAGGUGUUUGCCCGGCUGUGUGAAGAGGUGCUGGGUGUCCCUGCCACCCCAGGGACGAACAUGCCGGCCACCUUCGGCCACCUGGCCGGGGGCUACGACGCGCAGUACUACGGCUACCUCUGGAGCGAGGUGUUCUCCAUGGACAUGUUCCACACCCGCUUCAAGCAGGAGGGCAUCAUGAACUGCAAGGUAGGGAGGGUCCCCUGA